AUGUUUCGAUUCUGGGCAUCCGAACCUCGGGGAAGUGACAAGACGCUCCAGGCGCCACAGCCGAUCGUGGAUCUUGUAAAACCACUCCAGCCGCAUCUGCUCCCCGGCAACACCACGACGAUAGCAUCAUCCACCGUGCAGCCGCCCAAACGGAGGCGGCAGAGCUGCGACGGCUCAGAUGCGUCGCCCGAUCUGGCCGCGCCUGCCAAGCGCUUGAAAACUGAUGCCGACCCUAGUCAAGGUGUUCCGUCGGCAUGCGACUCGACAUCUGAGCCCAUCCCUGCGACUCCUGAUCUGGAGAGUGCCCGGGACGAGAUCCGCCACCAGUUCGGCCUUGAGAUUCUACUAAAGCAUGAUGAGUUGAGGCUCAUUAACCAGGAACUCGCCAAGUGCCAAGUCGCGCUGGAACAGCUGCGUCGCUGCCAUCUCAUUCCGUAUCCUGUGAAUUGUCCGACUCCCGAAGAGAUGCUCAAAGUCAGUGCCGGGAAGGGCCCUGCUAUACAAUCUCGCCCUGGAGAAGCGGUACCCAGGUGGGCGCCUCCAUUUGGUGUUGUCGACGGUCCAUACGCCAGACACUAUGCCAAGUGGCUUAUUCCUGACCCUUCCUUCGACGGCAUGCAACCUGAGUGGCAGUUCACACCGGAAGCUGCUCGUGCAAGAGCUUCAUUCACCGAAGGACGCACGACAAGGAAUAGCUUCACCGAAUCUGGAAGCUCAUUCAAGGGUCGCUCCGCUCGUGGGGUUGCUGGCCAGAAGCUGCAAUCCUUGUCGAGUGGUUAUCCGCAACCGAAGGACAAGGCUGGUCCAUGUAUCCUGAAGCGAGCCGAUGGUAAGACAGUCAAGCUGGUUUGCUUGGAUUGUAACCGUGAGAACUUCUCAAGCACGCAGGGCUUCAUCAACCACUGUCGCAUCGCUCACAAACGCGACUUUAAGAGCCAUGAAGAAGCAGCUGUUCACAGUGGGCAUCCCAUCGAGGUGACGGAAGGAGGUGGAGUUGUAGGAGAAGAAAAGGCUCCGGCGCCCGCGGCACCCAGCUCGACCUCUGCCUCUGUGCAUCCUCUCGCCCGACCCGACAUGACUGAGCAGCAAGCCUACGUUGCACUUCAGUCGAGGAUCUCGGAAUCCCUCAAGCUCUACCAUCAAGGCAAGCUGCCUGGUGUGACUAGCAUUCCUUCUCUGUCCAGCGAGGCUCGCGGUCGUAAAGAUAAGAAGGCGGCUUCUCUGGAGGGAGCUCCAGAUAUGCCUCACCUCUCUCGUCUCCUACAAAGUCGGAAGUUCGACGGCAACCUGCGUGAAUUGGCCGCAGACGCAAAGACCAAGAUGCCAUUGGACGAUUUCGCUUCUGGGGAAGAAUCAGAGAUGACUGAGACCCCUAUUGAACGCCAUGUUGGAAAGGAUUCAGUCGUGCGGACACCUGUCGUUAUGCGUGUGCCUGCUAAGGCCACACAACAUCCGACCAUGGUGAACACGUCAGCUCGUCCUGCGAGCAGCAAAGGUCGUGUCCCUCCGAUUGCUUUCAAGACGCAGGCGAACCUGGGCUCCGAUCUCGGACCGAAGCACGAGCUCUCAGACGAAGAUUUGGAUAUGGAGGAUGCUGAUAUGAGUCCUCACACCAUGGUCAGCAACAACGCGCCCUCCCUGGUCAGUGACGACGGAGAGUACGACGAUACAGACGACGGCUCCUCUGUCUCUGGCGCCAGCGACAACCUGGAAACCGAGUCGGUCUCUGAUGUGGCUGAGAUCACACUGGACGAUGACCAAGACCCUCGAUCACUGCGUCGGGGUUCAAGCGGCGUGUCUGGUGCUGUUAGGCUUGGCAAGGACGAUCCUAAACAUGUCACCCUGAUGACUCCCGUCAAGAACAACACCGCUAGGGACCGACGUCGCAAAGUCUAG
This is a messenger RNA of Fusarium keratoplasticum, 1896 nucleotides long. RefSeq lists its product as uncharacterized. The transcript has a single exon. Lineage: Eukaryota; Fungi; Ascomycota; Sordariomycetes; Hypocreales; Nectriaceae. The record is from RefSeq and is a predicted model, not a curated record. Bases 1 to 1896 code for a protein of 631 amino acids.